This is a messenger RNA of Aspergillus homomorphus CBS 101889, 518 nucleotides long. RefSeq lists its product as uncharacterized. The annotation marks the transcript as partial. The record is from RefSeq and is a predicted model, not a curated record. The transcript is spliced from 2 exons. NCBI's taxonomy places the organism in Eukaryota, Fungi, Ascomycota, Eurotiomycetes, Eurotiales, Aspergillaceae.
CUACGGGCUAAAGCACUGAUGAUAUCAAACUUGCGCACCACGACUCACAAAAACAACCCAGCUCAUCUCCAAAAAUUCAAAGACAUCUCUAGACCCCUCAUAAUCCCCCAUGGACCUCAACUCAACGCACCCCCUCGACACCGACGACCACCUCUUCUACCUCUGCUGGCGCCGCCAGUCAUGUGACUAUUGCCUGCAGGGCGAUCUCCCCUGUGGCUGGUGCGCGGUGUCCUCGACCUGCGUGCCGAACCCCUCCCGAUUCCCUAUUCUGGCUCCCUUCGGCUCGUCAGGGAUCUGUCCCCUAGGCCCCAAGGAGCGGUGGGAGCUCCGUGCACUGCCCUUCGGGUGUCAGGUUAGCACGAUCACAUUUCUUACGGCUGUGGGGGCUGUCGUGGGGACGGUGGCUGCGUUUGGGUUGGGGGUGGUUUUGGUGUGGUUUUGUAGGUGUGUCGGGGGUGGGUUGGCGCAGAGGAAGUGGUGUCGUCGUGGUGGUGCGGGCUGGGGGGCUCGGAGUGGGU